Colletotrichum acutatum is the source of this 1341-nucleotide messenger RNA. RefSeq lists its product as uncharacterized. Bases 1 to 1341 code for a protein of 446 amino acids. The record is from RefSeq and is a predicted model, not a curated record. The transcript is spliced from 4 exons. Lineage: Eukaryota; Fungi; Ascomycota; Sordariomycetes; Glomerellales; Glomerellaceae.
AUGUGUUGCGGUGAUGACGAAAAGGGCGACCGCUGUUUCUUCCGCGUAUCUUCACUCAAGUUUCACGGAGGAGAUCUUAUUGUAACGGCCUCCGGAACUCCCAGUCAUCCUGACGAUAUUAUCCCUAUUGGUGAAACUGAAUGGGGUCGUUGGAUUCCCCGAGGGCACCACCCGCAACCUUCGACAGCGUCUGAACCAACAUUCACUUGGGGAUCCGCACCGGUCGCCACAUCUGGCAGUGCUAUACCUGAUGCCGGUUCAGCCUCUUUUGAAGGAUCAGGUCCCCCUAGCACGACCAGAUCACCUUCGAUUGUGCUCGUAACAGCUGGUCUGCCCGGAACUCCUGGCAACCCACUAUCAAACAGCUCUUCUGCGGGGAACUCCUCCAGUUUGCAGGCAUCACGCAACUGUGACGCUCCAGUAGACACCAAGUACGGACUUCCAACAGCCUGUCUUGGUGAAUACUUCGGCGAGGAUCUCGAUGAUGACCUAGGGUACAACGAUUUGAGCGCCGAGAGUAUCAGAUUCGUUCAGAAGAUUGCCCCUCAGUUCAUCCAGGAAUCUAUCCUAGAGGAUUUCAAGUACGCCAUUGAUCCAGAGGACACCUUCUGGAAACAACGCUGGCAUCUCCACGGGCGAUCAUUCUGGUCUUUCCUAGACGUCAUCGCAUGCGCUCAAAUCACAUACAAGGAGGAGUUCUACAACGACUUGAUCAACGUGGAUUUACCUGGAUUGUCUUAUGGUGUUGUUACCAUCGGGCCGCGUAUCAACGUCGAAUCACGCGUCGAGGUCGAAGCAGCGGCUAAGGGCAAACUACUGGUGGGAGCUGAAAUGGGCCAUCAAGGCAACGGCAACUUAUACGCAGACCUCACCGGCGGACCAGACAAUGAACUAUGCUCGGAGCUGUGGGCUCAUCAAAAUGACGCCCUCAUCUACGACGGAGCUCAGCGAUUGAUGCACUACUAUGGCACUACCAUGGCAAAGCUCGGCGUUUCCAGGCUAAGAGUCGAAGCUGAGCUGCAUGGCCCAACCGAUAGUGUCGUUGUCGCGUGGGCUUCUUACUACGGUGGCCCCGGCCCUGAAGAGUACUACUUUGUUGCUGUUGACCCUCUUGGCGAGGUUUUCUAUCCUGCGGUCUGCGACUAUGUUGACGGGCAAUCGCCAAAGCUUUUCCUGGUUCGUGACCCAGUUGAGGGGAUCGAGACACUCGAGAGUCCUGAUCUCAUGUACACCGUUACUGGUGGCCGGGUUAGUGAUUGCUUUGCCUUGGUAUUGAUGCAGGGUGCCCAUGAGGCCAAGAGCUACCUCAACUUGAGUAAUUCUCUCAACAGCCGGGGCUGA